Molecule: messenger RNA, 3834 nt
Organism: Hibiscus syriacus
Lineage: Eukaryota; Viridiplantae; Streptophyta; Magnoliopsida; Malvales; Malvaceae
Product: jacalin-related lectin 3-like
Exons: 7
Coding region: 55-3753 (1232 amino acids)
Biological process (GO): RNA modification
Molecular function (GO): RNA binding; protein binding; carbohydrate binding
Source: RefSeq, a predicted model, not a curated record
ACUUGGAAGAGAAUGAAAAUUUAAGAGAAAUUAUUUAGAAGUUAGUUUUAAGAAAUGGAGAAUCUGAUGAUUACUUGUAUCUCAAAACCUCCUGUAAAAAUCCCAACAAAACAUGAAAACUUAUCAGAAUUUUCUCAAACUCCAACCAAACUCACCUUCUCUUACACAAAAAACACCAACUACCCAAAAUUCACAGACAACCAUUUAAAGUGCCUGGCACGAAAAGGCCGUCUAACCGAAGCUGUAACCGCUCUUGAUUCAAUUGCUCUCUCUGGGUCCGAGGUAAGACCCAAUACCUUCAUCGAAUUACUUCAAGCAUGCAUCGAUUUCGGCUCUCUUGAAUUGGGUCGAAAAAUCCAUGCCCGGAUCCAUUUAGUUAAGGAAAGUGACCCCUUCGUUGAAACCAAACUUGUAAGCAUGUAUGCUAAAUGCGGGUCCUUUGCUGAUGCUCGUAAUGUGUUUGAUAAAAUGAGCGAAAGGAAUUUGUACACUUGGUCUACAAUGAUUGGUGCGUACACCAGAGAGUCGAGGUGGAAGAAAGUUGGGGAACUUUUCUUUUUGAUGAUGGAGGAUGGUGUUUUGCCUGAUGAAUUUUUGUUUCCGAGAAUUUUGCAAGCUUGUGCGAAUUGUGGUGAUGCUAGGACCGGAAGAUUGCUACAUUCUUUAGCAAUCAGAUUGGGGAUGGUUGAUUUUACACGUGUUAGUAAUUCGAUUUUAGCCGUAUAUGCAAAGUGUGGGGACUUGAGUUCUGCGAGGAGUUUUUUUGAUUACAUGAAUGAGAGGGAUGGAGUGACUUGGAAUUCAAUGUUAUUAGCGUAUUGUCAGAAGGGUGACAGUGAUGAAGCUUAUAGAUUGUUCAAUGGGAUGUGGGGUGAAGGAAUUGAACCUUGUAUUGUUUCAUGGAAUAUAUUGAUUAAUAGUUAUAAUCAGUUAGGGCAAUGUGAUGUGGCUUUGGGAUUGAUGAAGGAGAUGGAGAGUUCUAGAGUAAGUCCUGAUGUCUUUACUUGGACCUCAAUGAUCUCAGGGCUUGCUCAAAAUGGUAGGAGGUGGCAUGCCUUGUUUUUGUUUAAUGAGAUGCUUUUGGCUGGGAUCAAGCCUAAUGGUGUUACUAUCACAAGUGCAGUUUCAGCUUGUGCUUCCUUGAAAGUAUUAAAGAUGGGACUGGAAAUUCAUUCAACUGCCAUUAGGAUGGGCAUAACUGAGAAUGUGCUCGUUGGGAACUCCCUUAUUGACAUGUAUGCUAAGUGUGGGGAACUGGAAGCUGCGAGGCGAGUCUUUGAUGUGAUUGAAGAAAAAGAUAUUUAUACUUGGAAUUCAAUGAUAGCAGGAUAUUGCCAAUCUGGUUAUUGUGGGAAGGCUUAUGAACUCUUUAUCAAAAUGCAAGAGUCGGAUGUGAAGCCUAAUGUUAUAACAUGGAAUACCAUGAUCUCAGGAUACAUACAGAAUGGAGAUGAAGAUCGAGCCAUGGAUCUUUUUCAACUGAUUGAACGGGAUGGAGAGAUCAGGAGAAACACAGCAUCCUGGAAUGCUCUUAUUGCUGGUUUUGUGCAACUUGGGGCUAUAGACAAGGCAUUUGGAGUUUUUCGAAAAAUGCAAUCAUGCUCCAUUGGUCCAAAUUCAGUAACUAUAUUGAGUAUCUUGCCUGGUUGUGCGAAUUUAAUUGCCGCAAAAAAGGUGAAAGAGAUCCAUGGUUGUAUUUUGCGUAGGAAUUUAGAGUUUGUACUCUCUAUUUCAAAUUCUCUAAUAGACUCUUAUGCAAAGUCUGGUAAUAUUUUAUAUUCUAGAAACAUAUUUGAUGGAAUGCCAACUCAAGAUAUAAUUUCCUGGAACUCAAUAAUAGGUGGUUAUGUUUUACAAGGUUGUUCCGAUGCUGCCCUGGAUCUCUUCAACCAGAUGGGAAAGUUGGGGCUUAAACCUAAUAGAGGUACCUUUUUAAGUAUUAUCCUUGCACAUGGUAUUGAUGAUCAAAAACCUGUAACAGUUGGACCAUGGGGAGGCCAAGGUGGAUCUUCUUGGGAUGACGGAGUUUACUUCACGAUAAGGCAAUUGGUGAUAGCUCAUGGAUCCGGCGUUGAUUCCAUCCAGAUUGAAUAUGAUAAUAAAGGGAACUCUCUUUGGUCAAAGAAGCAUGGAGGAAAUGGAGGCUCUAAGACAGAUAAGGUCAAACUUGAUUUUCCAGAUGAGUUUCUUACUUCAGUACAUGGAUACUAUGGGAGCCUGAAGGAACGAGGACCAAUUCUUGUUCGGUCGCUAACAUUUCAUAGCAACAAGAAAACGUAUGGACCCUUUGGUAUUGAACAAGGAACUGGUUUCUCAAUGACCAAGGGCAAGAUCGUUGGAUUUCACGGCAGGAGUGGUUGGUAUUUGGAUGCAAUUGGAGUGCAUUCGAAGGCGAUCCCGAACCUAAACCCUUCAAAGACUAUGACUCAUGCCGUAAGUUAUGCUGCUGAUGGAGCUGAAAAAAGUGGCUUUUCAGUGAUCCAGGGAAGUGUCGGAGAAAGCUAUGACAUUGUUCUAGCUGUGAGGCAGAGGGAUGGAUUUGUGACUCCCCAGCCAAAGGAACUCAAAAGGCAAAUUUCUAGUUCUAGUAGCUCCGACGAUUCAAGUGAUGUAGAAACUAAAAGCAAGGUUUCGUUUCGGAGUACUCCACAGAAACUUCCUCCAAAGUUACCGGAAGGAGUGUUAACUUAUGGACCCUGGGGUGGCCAGGGUGGAGCCAAGUUUGAUGAUGGAACCUAUACGGGUAUAAGGCAAAUCGUUUUGUCGCGUAAUGUUGGGAUUGUAUCAAUGAAGGUUUGCUAUGAUCGCGGGGGACAAGCAGUAUGGGGAAGCAAACAUGGGGGGACUGGAGGAUUCAAAACAGAAAGGAUAAUGUUUGAUUAUCCAUUAGAAAUUUUGACACACAUCACCGGAACAUUCGGGGCUUUAAUGUACAUGGGGCCUAACGUGAUAAAGUCACUAACAUUCCACACCAACAAAGGGAAACAUGGGCCGUAUGGAGAUGAACAAGGACCUUCUUUCACUAACAAAAUGAAUGAAGGCAGGAUUGUUGGAUUCAUAGGCAGAGAGGGUUUAUUUCUGGAUGCUAUUGGUGUACAUGUCAUGGAAGGGAAAGUACCACCUCCAAAACCAUCUUUUUCCCAAGCAAUCAUCCAAAGUGAAAAGACUAUAGCUGAGAUUGAUAACUCUCCAUGGUCUAAUAAACUGGUUCUAGCAAGGAGAGGACCAUCUGAAGAGGUUGCUUGUGGCGUGGUAAAAGAACCUUCACCAUGCGGACCAGGUCCCUGGGGAGGGGAUGGAGGGAGAGCAUGGGAUGAUGGAGUGUAUUCUGGGAUUAAGCAAAUAUUUAUUACCAAAUCUGAAGCUAUUUGCUCGAUUCAAGUCGAGUAUGAUCGAAACGGACAAUCUGUUUGGUCCAUAAAACAUGGAGGCCAUGGAGGGACCAUUACACAUCGGGUAAAAUUGGAUUACCCGCACGAGGUACUCAUCUGUAUAUCUGGCUAUUAUGGCCCCGUAAAUGAUGAGGAGAAGUCGAAAGUCAUAAGGUCGUUAACAAUUUACACCAGCAGAGGGAAGUAUGGUCCAUUCGGUGAGGAGAUAGGCACAUAUUUCACUUCGACAACUACGCAGGGGAAGGUGGUGGGCUUCCAUGGGAGAUGCAGCUCUUACUUGGAUGCUAUCGGAGUUCAUAUGCAGCACUGGCUGGGAAAUCAAAGAGCCUCAAAGAUGUCUCUCUUCAAAAUGUUCAGUUGAAUUCGCUGCUGCUCUUUUGGUUUACCAUAUGGUUAAGAUGAGAUUGGUGGCAAAUAAUGAAUUAUUACUAUCUUGAUUCAA